Molecule: messenger RNA, 2045 nt
Organism: Salmo salar (Atlantic salmon)
Lineage: Eukaryota; Metazoa; Chordata; Actinopteri; Salmoniformes; Salmonidae
Source: RefSeq, a predicted model, not a curated record
CUUUCACGAGGUUGUAGUAACAACAUGUUCACAACUACUUAAGACGUUGGCUCUGAUCUAGGUAGUGCCUUUCGAUUUCGAGAAAAUUAACAACUAUUGAAAAAUCUUUCACUUCUCUCAUUGAUUUAUCAAACUCCGGCCUGGUCUGUUUCGCGAUGUUGCGCCUCUGGGUUUAGAAACUCUGUGACCAACUUUCCUGAUCUAAAAAAAAAAAGAAAAUACAUUGUUUAAUAUUUACAGCUACAUUAUUACAAUUAUUACAACACUUCAAAUAAAUGAAUUUAAAUAAAAGGUAUCAAAUAAAUUGGGUAUAAAAUGGUUUAGAAAAGGUUUUUUAACGACAUUUGUCCGGAUAGGCGCAUGCGCAGGACCAGAGAACGGCCGCGUGCCUGGCGCCAAAAUUCGAAAAGCGGAGGGGAGUGUUCUGUUGUUGACAGCACCAGCUCUCCUUAUAGCGUCGUGGUUUUUACACGUUAUUACAACAUAUCGAAAAGGACUACUUUGGAAAUACUUUGGGAAAGGACAACGCAAAGAUGCACAUCAAAUCUAUUAUCUUAGAAGGAUUCAAGUCCUACGCGCAGAGGACAGAAAUCAACGGAUUUGAUCCGCUCUUCAACGCUAUUACUGGACUUAACGGGAGUGGAAAAUCCAAUAUUCUCGACUCGAUAUGCUUUCUAUUGGGGAUAACCAACUUGUCUCAGGUGCGAGCGGCCAAUCUCCAGGAUUUGGUGUACAAGAACGGUCAGGCCGGCAUCACCAAAGCCACGGUGUCCAUAACAUUUGACAACACAAACAAGAGCCAGAGUCCGCUUGGGUUCGAGACCCACGACGAAAUCACGGUCACAAGACAGGUGGUGAUAGGUGGUAGGAACAAGUACCUGAUCAACGGGGUGAAUGCCAACAACACCAGGGUACAGGAUCUGUUCUGCUCUGUGGGACUCAACGUUAACAACCCCCACUUCCUCAUCAUGCAGGGGAGAAUCACCAAGGUUCUGAACAUGAAACCGCCUGAGAUCCUAGCCAUGAUAGAGGAGGCAGCAGGAACCAGGAUGUAUGAGUGUAAAAAGAUCAGCGCCCAGAAAACCAUUGAGAAGAAGGAAGCCAAACUCAAAGAAAUACAGACGAUCCUUAAUGAAGAGAUCACUCCUACCAUGGAGAAGCUGAAGGAGGAGCGUUCUUCAUACCUGGAGUACCAGAAGUUGAUGAGGGAGAUAGAACACCUGAGUCGUCUGUACGUGGCCUGGCUGUUUGUCUGCGCUGAGGAGACCAAGGUCAAGUCAGCGGAGGACCUGAAGGUAAUGCAGGACUCCAUCACUCAGCUGCAGGCCAGCAUGGCAGAAAACGAAAACAAGGUCCAGGAACUCUCCGCCCAGAUACAGGAACUGCAGAAGAAGAGGGACCAAGAGGUUGGUGGAGUGCUGAAGGGUUUAGAGGAGACUCUGUCUGAGGUCCAGAGGGUCGAUGCUAAAGCCCAGAGUGCUGUGGACAUGAAGAAACAGAACCUGACAGAGGAGACCAAGAAGAGGAAGGAACUGGUGAAGAGCAUGGAGGAGGAUAAGAAGAUGCUAGUUGUUAAGGAAGGAGAGGUAUCCAAGGUAGCAAAGAAGCUGUCUGCCCUACAGGAGGAAGGUCAGAAGGACAGCGCCGCCCUAGAGGCAGCACAGAGUCACUUCAAGGCUGUGUCCGCAGGGCUGUCCACCAAUGAGGACGGGGAAGAGGCCACGCGCGGACAGAUGAUGACCUGCAAGAACGACAUGAGUAAAGCUGACACCGAGGCCAAACAGGCCCAGAUGAAGCUGAAGCAUGCCCAGCAGGAGUUGAAGGCCAAGCAGGCGGAGGUGAAGAAGAUGGACUCUGGUUACCAGAAAGACCAGGAGGCCUUCAACACUGUCAAGAAGAACAAGGAGAAACUAGAGGCUGAUAUGGAGAAACUACAGUACCAAGAUGGGAAGGAGGAGGGUCUUCUGGACAGGAAGAGACAGCUGAACCGUGAGGUCACCACCCUCAGAAAUACCUACGAGAGUCUGAUGUCCCGCUCCUCCUAA